Molecule: messenger RNA, 1929 nt
Organism: Acanthopagrus latus (yellowfin seabream)
Lineage: Eukaryota; Metazoa; Chordata; Actinopteri; Spariformes; Sparidae
Exons: 6
Coding region: 309-1904 (531 amino acids)
Source: RefSeq, a predicted model, not a curated record
UCAGCUAUAAUUUCAUUACUUACAACUACAUUUUUUGCAGGACAUUUUUUUCAGAACAUAGGUAUUACAAACAUUUAGUGAUAACUAGGCUAAUGCUAUUGUUAGCAAAGAUUAGCCAAGGCAGCUAACUUAAUUAUUACCAUUAUCAUGUCAUUCACACGAUAAUUUAUAGCACAUAAAUGAAAACAGCAGGUACUCUUGUGGCAGCAACAGUGACUGGGAAGAGAAAUGUGAAGGAGUGAAAAGAGUGAGAGAAAAGCGGCGAAACUUGACGACAGACAACCAACACUGAUGCAGUGGACGUAACCAUGGACCAGUCCUGGCCAGUGAGGGUAGUGGUUGCUGAUAAUGACAUUCGAAAAGUAACUUUCCACAAAAGACCGGAUACUUUGGAAGAGCUAAUAAGCGAGUUGAAAAAACGACUUGAUCAGCAAUAUGACUUCAUGCUUCACUAUGAAGACCCAGAGUUCAACUAUGCUUUUUGCAACCUCACGGAUAUAACUGAGCUGCCUGAUAGACCAACACUGAAGAUUGUCUCUCUGGAAAAUGUAGUUGUAACAUUGUCUGUAGCCAGUCCAUCAUCUUCAGCCAGCGCAUUGUCUUCAGCAUUGACUCUGUCUUCACCUGGGUCAUCUGACACAGAAAUACUGCCUCACACUGAAGAGACAUCACCACUGACCUCACGUGAACCAUGGCCUUCUACAUUUGAGGUGCCAUAUUUCUCUGUAAAUAUUGAAUAUAGACUGAGACAGGGAAACCUAAUUUAUAUGAGAGAUGGCACACGCAUGUCAGUUUCACGAGACAUGAAGCAUGACAUUCUGCAGAAGCUAGCUGAGGAGAUGUACAAGUUCUCGGCUUACCCUCAAGAUGAACACUUCACCACUGUUGCUGCAGCACUGAUAGCUAAGCACCCGUGCCUUGCUGAGCCAGGGUCAACCACAGGUUGCUAUGGAUGGAAGAAUAGUUUGAAAUUCAAAAUGGGUAAUCUCCGAUCCAAACUUCGCAGAUGUGGAAUUGCAGAUUUGUCAGUCAACAAGAGAACACAGCAGAAUCCAGAGGGGGAACCACCUGGAAAAAGCCUGAAGAGACCCAGAAGAAGUGAGACAAACUUCCUGCCAGAUUUUCCACAGGGUCAAGAUGCAUCAACACUUGAAUGCUCUAGACAGCUGCUUGAAAAUGAAAUGAAGAAAAGGUUCCCAAAUGCAGUUCAUGUGAAUCAGCUGAUGAACCAGACCUUCUCAUUAAGACGCAAAGAAAUUGUGGAAGAGCAGCCCCCUUUGAAACAGAUGUUGGAACGAUGGCCAGCUCUCUUCAGAAAACAACAGGUCUUUGCAGAAUUCACAAGAGUGGCAAGUAAAGAUCUUGAAUGGGACUUCUUUGAGUCCUUGGACCGCCAUACCCCACGUUUCCUUGAGAUCUUCAAAUCUAAAACUGGAAUAAUUGGAAGGACACUUAAGGAGAUCCUUUCCCAGGUUGAAACAAAGACCCAUGAUAUCGAAGCCAUGAGGACUGCUGUCCUGCGAUGUCUUCCAGUUUUCCUCGGGGAUGAUGGAAGUGAUUUUUUCAAAGUCUGUUUUGACACUGAUACCAUCGCAGAUGUCACACAAGUUCCUGUUGGGGUCUUGACUGUUAUACCUGAAGACAGACAGCAGCCAGGUCCACAUGCCCUGCACCUUGAACCCUCCAGCAUUGCUAUCAUACUGGAAGGUAAUAUCGUCAUGGAUGACAUUGGAAGCCACGCACAAGAUUUUUGUGUUACAUUUGGACUAAUAUACGCUCUUCAUUUGGAUUAUCCAAAAAGACUCAGGAACACCUUUGACUUCAUUCAGAGGGUGAUGCUCAACCUGGGUGUAGGCAACCUGAGACCAAAACUUCAGAGCUUGAAAAAUGCUCUUUUGCAGUAGGUGGGUGUACUGCCGGCAGAUCCUU